AUGGGAUUCACAGCAUUGAAUUCAGCUGCUGGCGUCCGGAAUCACUUCCGUAGUGGAGCUUUGGCACCAGUAGACGGGCAGCUUCGGUGCGACGGACACGGAGAUCUCUAUUUCGCUGUCAUCGUGAUGUUGCUAGAAACUUGCGACGCAUUAGAGUGGCAGUUCUGCUCUACGGGUGUGUUGAAAGGCUGGAGCCUGCGAUGGUUUGAUGAAGAGAGACGAAUUGCGACAAUCUUGGGUCUGCGAGGGGUGAUAAUUCAUGAUGUGGACGUGUUAGAGCUUGUACAAUGGCAGUCCGUGGCUGGGUUUGGAGAGUGUUAUUGGGGGUGGACAAAGCAUUCAUGGUUGAGAAAUCCUGGAUCUCCCAUGGCGUCUGUUUCGUUUGUGAAGCCUUUUUCUUGCAGAUGGGUUUACAAACGAAUGUCGACUGGAUUCGUGGCUGUAUCUCUGACUACGGUGUUGCGUCUAGCAUAUCAGAGCCUUGGGGUGGUCUAUGGAGACUUGGGCACAUCACCAUUGUAUGUAUUCAAGAGCACUUUUGCUAAUGUAGGAGUGAGCAACAAGAGUGACAUAAUUGGAGCUUUAUCUCUCAUCAUCUACACUCUUACCAUAAUUCCUCUGAUCAAAUACGUCCUUAUUGUGUUGAGAGCUAACGACAAUGGUGAAGGGGGUUCUUUUGCUCUUUACUCUAUUCUCUGUCGGUACUGUAACAUAAGUUCCCUACCAAAUCAACAUCCUUCCGAUGUGGAACUCACCACAUACCUUGUUGACAACGUCAACCGCAAAACCUGGAUGCAGAGGAAGCUGGAGAACAGUAUCACUGCGCAGAAAGUGCUGUUAGCCAUUGUUAUCUUCGGGACCUGCAUGGUGAUUGGCGACGGUAUAUUAACCCCAUCAAUCUCAGUCUUGUCAGCAGUUGUUGGGAUCAAAGCUGCUUCUUCCAACUUGGAUACAAAUUUGGUGACGGUCAUCUCAUGUCUCAUCCUGGUUAUACUCUUCAGCCUGCAGCGCUUCGGCACAGACAGAAUCUCAUUCUUGUUUGCGCCAAUAUUUCUCACUUGGUUUCUAUCGCUUGCUCUUAUUGGUUGCUACAACAUAAUUAAAUGGGAGAAAUCAAUCUUCUUAGCCUUAAAUCCCCUCGAAAUCGUAUACUUCUUUAGAAGAAACGGAAGACAAGGGUGGGAGCAUCUAGGAGGCAUUGUGCUUUGUAUGACAGGGACGGAAGCGAUGUUUGCCGAUUUGGGUCACUUCAGUUUCCGGUCUAUUCAGAUUGCCUUCACUUCUUUAGUAUAUCCCUGCCUAAUUCUGACUUAUCUUGGGCAGUCUGCAUACCUUGUGGAACACAUGGAACACGUCAACGACCCUUUCUAUGCCUCCCUUCCACGUAGGAUAUACUGGCCAAUCUUUGUCUUGGCAACAAUCUCAGCCAUGAUUGCAAGCCAAGCCAUAAUCACCGCUACGUUUUCCAUCGUCAAGCAAUCGGCAGCCUUGGGAUGUUUCCCACGCGUGAAGGUUGUGCACACAUCGAACAACAUCGUGGGGCAAGUAUACAUACCCGAAAUCAACUGGAUACUUAUGGUUCUAUGUCUCAGCGUCACAGCUGGUUUUCGAGACACGGAUGAAAUCGGCAACGCUUACGGCAUUGCCGUUGUCAUGGUCAUGAUCGUCACCACCCUACUCAUGACUCUGGUGAUAGUCAUCAUCUGGCGCAAGCACUUCCUCCUCGCCUUGCUAUUCUUAAUUGUAUUUGCAUCAAUCGAAGGAGUUUACAUCAGUGCGGUCCUGUUCAAGACAACUCAAGGAGGCUGGGUGCCUCUUGUCAUUGCUGCAGUCUUUGGCACCGUCAUGUACACAUGGCAUUACGGAACGUCAAAACGUUACGAGUACGAGAUGCAACACAAAGUUUCGGUGGGAUGGUUGCUCGGACUGGGGCCCAGUCUUGGCCUGGUGCGCGUCCCUGGUAUUGGUCUUAUGUAUACGGAUCUCGCCCACGGAGUUCCGCCGUUGUUUUCGCAUUUCAUCACCAACCUCCCUGCCAUUCAUUCCACAGUCGUCUUCGUCUGUGUGAAGUACUUACCGGUAAACACGGUGCCACAAGCAGAAAGGUUUCUAGUCCGUCGCAUUGGAACGAGGGCUUACUCUAUGUAUCGCUGUGCGGCGCGGUAUGGGUACAAAGAUAUACACAAGAAGGACGAUGAUUUUGAGCAAUUACUCAUCCGUAGCUUGAUUAAGUUUGUUGAGAUUGAAUCCAAACGAGAGACCUCGGACCUAGAAUCCAUGGCAGCCAGUUGGACUCCUGAGGAGCAGCAGAGCGUUGCGUCACUGCCAGCCAUGCCGACGGAAUCUUCAAACCGGUUGAAUUUGCUAAGGUUGCUGAGAUUGCACGGGCUUAUGGGAGAAGGAAACUCCAUCGACGAAGGUUGCUGCACUGAAUAUCCCGUGUCAGACAUCAAUUUGGCCACCACAUCGACUUAUCAAGAAGGUAGCAUUCAAACACAAAGCGUCAACGGCACCAGUUCUGAUUCACAAGACGAAGUUGCCUUUCUCAACUCGUGCAAAGAAUCUGGAGUCGUCUACAUCCUCGGCAACAACGUUGUCAAAGCGAGAAAGGAUGCGAGCCUCUUCAAGAAGGUGGUCAUCAAUUAUAUCUACACCUUCCUGCGGAGGAUAAGUAGAGAUAGUCACGUGGUGCUCAACAUCCCGCACGAGUGCCUGCUUCAUGUCGGCAUGGUGUACUAUGUGUGAAUCUUUUGGGCUAUGGGUUUGUAUAGGCGGGGUUAAACUGGGUGACUCCGAUGCUUCACCCCUGCAACGAAAGGGUGUAAAAGCAGUAAGCAGAGAGUCUUCAUCAAAAGAGGUUAUGUACCAUAGUAGGUGGGUGCGAGGCGAGGUUUUGGUCACAUCCUCGGGUCCAAAUGUGGCUUGUACAUUGAAAGUAUACAAUUGCAGGAAAGCAAAUACGAUGAGAAAGAGAGAGAGAGAGAGAGAGAGAGAGAGAGCAGAUGCUCCACAUGUACCCACGUUGUCAGCUUGCGUUGGUCGCAAGACUCUGUCAAUUCCGGUUGAGAGAUAAUCUGAUGAUGCUUGUGGCUGCUCUCUGUUGGCCGAUUGAUCAAUUGGCUGUAUUGACCUACCUGUUCGGAUGUUAGCAUGAAAGUUGAGCAUUCAAUAUGGAUUGAUAGUUUUCUAGCAUUUGUUUUAUGUAUCAGCUUAAACGACGAUAGCAUUCAAUUUUCAUUGCCAUAGUUUGGUAACAAAUUAGUAAAUUUUACUCAGAAA
Molecule: messenger RNA, 3279 nt
Organism: Physcomitrium patens
Lineage: Eukaryota; Viridiplantae; Streptophyta; Bryopsida; Funariales; Funariaceae
Source: RefSeq, a predicted model, not a curated record